ACUCCCCGGCCAUUCCCGACGCCGAUGCCCCGCCGCAUCCGCCGCCGCUGAUCUCCACCUCGCCCCUGCAUCCGCCACUCCGCCUCCGCUGCUCCUCCGCCACUCCGGUCUCCGCCACUCGCCCCCCUACACCUCUCCGUUGUCCCGUUUCCGCCUCCAUCGCUCCUUCACCACGCCGAUGUCCAACCUCCGCCUCCUCCGCCGCAGCUCCUCCUCCAUGUCCACCACCAGGUCGCCACUCUCACGGGUCUGGUCCCCCCAUUCGGCCUUUGCCGCGGCCACAGAGCGCGCACGCGCCGGGACGCUCAGCCAAGACGAUGCACACCACCUGUUCGACGAAUUGCUGCGGCAGGCCACCCCGGUCCACGAGCGCUCCCUCAACGACUUCCUCGCCACCCUCGCGCGUGCUACGUCCUCUGCCGCCUGCAUCAGAGAUGGUCGCGCCCUCGCCAUCGCCCUCUUCAACCGCGUGUGUCGAGAGCAAUCCGGCCCGCGGGUGGUGCCUCUCACAGUCCACACGUACAACAUCCUCAUGGACUGCUGCUGCCGCGCGUCUCGCCCGGACCUAGGUCUUGCCUUCUUCGCUCGCCUCCUCAGGACAGGCCUGAAGACAAACGAGAUCACCGCCAACACCUUCCUCAAGUGCCUCUGCUACGCAAAACGGACGGAUGAGGCUCUGAACGUGCUGCUUCAUAGGAUGUCCGAGCUCGGCUGUGUGCCUGAUGCCAUCUCAUACAACAUUGUUCUGAAGAGCUUAUGUGAAGAUAGCAUGAGUCAGCGGGCGCUCGACCUCCUCCAGAUGAUGGCGAAAGAAGGAGGUGGCUGCUCCCCCAACGUGGUGGCGUAUAGCACGGUCAUCCAUGGCUUUUUUAAGGAAGGUGAAACAGGCAAGGCAUGCAAUCUGUUCCAUGAAAUGAUGCACCAAGGUGUUGAGCCCAGUGUGUGGACAUAUAGCUCAAUCAUUGAUGCAUUGUGCAAGGCCAGAGCAAUGGACAAGGCAGAGCUAGUGCUUCAGCAGAUGGUUAACAAAGGUGUUCAACCCAAUAAUGUGACAUAUAAUUGCAUGAUCCAUGGAUAUUCCACAUCUGGGCAGUGGAAAGAGGCUGCUAAAUUGCUUAGAGAAAUGAAAAGCCGGGACCUUAUACCAGAUAUUGUCACUCGCAACUCGUUCCUGGCCUCCCUUUGCAAGCAUGGGAGAAGCAAGGAAGCUGCAGAAUUUCUUGAUUCCAUGACUGCCAAGGGCCACAAACCAGAUAUCGUAUCAUACCGUAUUUUGUUUCAUGGGUAUGCCAGUGAAGGAUGCUUCGCUGAUAUGAUUGAUCUCUUUAAUUCAAUGGAAAGCAACGGUAUUGCAGCUGACUGCCAUGUUUUCAACAUAUUAAUUAAUGGAUAUGCAAAACGUGGAAUGACAGAAGAAGUUAUGCUGAUAUUUACUGAAAUGCGGGGACAAGGAGUGAGUCCAGAUGUAGUCACCUAUUCCAUUGUAAUAGCCGCACUUUCCAGAAUGGGUAGGCUGACCGAUGCUAUUGAGAAAUUCAAUGAGAUGACUGCCUUGGAAGUACAGCCGGACACAACUGUUUAUCACUCACUGAUUCAGGGUUGUUGCAUAGACGGUGAUUUGGUUAAAGCUAAGGAGCUGAUGCUUGAAAUGAUGAACGGUGGUAUUCUUCGGCCUAACAUUGUGUUCUUCAAUUCAGUAAUAAACAGUCUGUGCAAAGAAGGAAGGGUUAUGGAUGCACAUGAUGUCUUAGACUUGGUUAUAGGCAUAGGUGAGAGGCCUGAUACCAUUACAUUUAGUUCACUGAUUGACGGAUAUUGCUUAGUCGGGAAGACGGAUAAAGCAUUCAAAAUACUUGAUGCCAUGGAAUCAGUUGGUGUUGAGCCUGAUAUUGUUACUUACAAUACACUGCUUGAUGGCUAUUUUAAAAACAGAAGGAUUGAUGAUGCUUUGACUUUGUUUAGAGAAAUGCCGCGUAAGAGAAUUAAACCUGGCACUGUUACAUAUGGCAUCAUGUUGGAUGGGUUGUUUUGUGCUGGGAGAACUGUUGCCGCAAAGAAAAUGUUCCAUGAGAUGAACGAGAGUGGAACAACGGUGGACAUUUCCACAUACGCUAUAAUACUUGGAGGUUUUUGUAGAAAUAAUUGUGCAGACGAAGCUAUCACCCUGUUCCACAAAUUAGGUGCAAUGAAUGUGAAGUUCAAUAUUGCAAUAGUCAAUACCAUGAUCAAUGCAAUGUACAAGGUUGGGAGAAGAGAAGAAGCUAAGGAACUAUUUGCUGGAAUAUUAGCCUGUGGGUUGGUGCCUAAUGAAUCUACUUACGGAGUAAUGAUAAAAAAUCUUCUAAAAGAUGGAGCAGUGGAAGAUGCUAACAAUGUGUUUUCAUCAAUGGACAAGAGUGAUGUUCGAGGUCAGGCUGUCGUAAGGAUAUGAGUGGGUCCAUGGAGGGUCCUUUUUGUGGGCAGAUAUGCUAAGGUAUCAUCUGAAUAAUGCUUUCCUGUCUAUUUCUUCUUAAUCUGUGUAGCUAUUUGAAAUUGUAGUCAUAGUCGUGUUCGAUUCCUGCUAAGUGGCUUUUCGAAGUAAUGUUGAGUGUAGACACAAAGAGACAAUAUAAGUCAUUGGAUUAUUAUGUCCUCUAUUUCCUUACUCUGCUGCUCUGUAAGAUGAGCAGACUGAGGUUCAUAAAGUAGCAUGCUUGGGAGUAUCCCGACCCACUAUUUCUACACCCUAAAACGUCUUAUAUUAGUUUACAGAGGUAGUAUUUGGCAGUCUUUCCUUUCAUUGAAGCAUCAAAACUAAACCAACUUUGCCAUACUAGAGCCAUAUCCGCCAAAUUAGUUCUAGGUCGUCUUGUGUAUCAUACAGAUACAGUUAUGCUUUUCUCUACCCACUAGGCCUACAGGUGUUCUAGGUCGUCUUGUGGCAUGAUCACGUGUGGUUUUGAGCACCUGUAGUAUUCGAUUAUGCUAAAUCCUUGCGUUGAUUUCUUGCAAAGAAAAAGUAAUACCCUUUGGAGAUAUAAGGUUUUUUAGCCCAACUGUGGUACGAGUCUAUAGCACACAAUGCACACGUGCUCAUCGAUAUGGGACUAAAACACACACGAUCCAGAGACAGCGCAGGUGAUCAGACAUCUCAUCCCAAAGGUUCACCGGGAACCAUUCCUCUUUCCGCUGCAAUUUACACCCGGCUGGAUUAUUCCUGCAGUAGAUGACCGUUGCCUGGACCAAAGGCCCCAAAGACACAAAGGCUCCUAUUUACAGAGUAAAGCGCACACACCAUUGCAAUGAGCCUUUUCCCUUGCAGGGGAGAAAGUUCUGCCUUGAUGGACGAAACAAGCAGAUCAUAUAUUCCUCCGGUCCACUUCAGUCCAUCUCUAUGCUUUCCAUAUAAUAAGAUCAUUUUGGAUGCAGUACCUAUGCUCUGUGUGGUGUGUGCCCAAUCUUUCAUUACUUAAUAAACGGAUGUUAAUUAGAUUUGUUAUGUGGGACUAUAUAAAUGCAUCUGUCACUGGAAUUUUCAGUA
Aegilops tauschii subsp. strangulata is the source of this 3520-nucleotide messenger RNA. RefSeq lists its product as uncharacterized. The record is from RefSeq and is a predicted model, not a curated record. Gene Ontology annotation, biological process: RNA processing; mitochondrion organization. Lineage: Eukaryota; Viridiplantae; Streptophyta; Magnoliopsida; Poales; Poaceae. Gene Ontology annotation, cellular component: mitochondrion. Gene Ontology annotation, molecular function: protein binding; mRNA binding.